AUGACGGUGUAUGUUGUGUUGGAUGAAAGGGAAAGUAAGCUCCGCGCGCGUAAGGGAGCUUUGUUUUGUUUUCGUGGGCUUCUUUACUAUAAAGUAGAGCGAAUUAAGAAAAAAAUCGCUUCGAUAUCUUGUGCAUACAAGAAUAUUUUAAGUGUAGAACAAACAGGCUUCCCACCCACGUAUCUCGAUAACGCAGCAUCCCGUUCCACAGAGAAGUUAAUCUGGCGCACGGUAACAGGAAACAUGCCGAUAAAGUGCUAG
This is a messenger RNA of Parnassius apollo (apollo), 261 nucleotides long. The record is from the annotation of a GenBank genome assembly. NCBI's taxonomy places the organism in Eukaryota, Metazoa, Arthropoda, Insecta, Lepidoptera, Papilionidae.